CUGUGUCGCUAGUCAUCUGUUUAGACUCAGUGGAGGGAAAGUUCGAAUCAGAUGAGGAAGGUACUGACAGAGAGCGGCUUUGGGCCAGAUUCCUGAAUCAGAAACCAGAAACCAGAAUGGACUGUGGCUUUAUAAAGUACAUAUGAAAUAUUAGGGACCAUUUAACUGCAUCUGUUUCAGGUUUGUGUCAUGUCGGUCAUUCCCUGUUUAGUUGAUAGAUGGAGUGAGGAGAAUAACAACAUAAUUUUGACUUGGAAGCAAAAUGAACGAGGCCUUGAACCAAACCAGCAUGUUCGGAAGCGGUGCUGGUCGGAAAGCCUUAAACUGCUGCAGAAAAUUCGAGGAAUACCAGCAGCUACUGAACGACUCGAACUUGAAAUGACAGUUUCAUAUAAUACGUUUUUAUUCUCGUUGAAUUUCUGCAAUGCAAGUGAAAUAGAGGAAAGUCUCACCAACAGUUUAUCAAGAGCUUUAGAGGCGUGUGGAUCUCAGGUUUCCUGUUCUGACCCGGUUCAGUUGUGGGAGGCUGUUCUGCAGACUUUGGGCUCCUCAGUCUAUGUGCCUUGUGUCCACAAGCUUCUGCUCAUCCAGUGGAUGCUGUGGCUCAUGCAGUGUCAGUCAGAGAGAGUCCUUACUCUACUGAUGCAAACUAAUCACAAGAGAGAGCAUUCAGCACCUGUGAAUCUACAGACAGAAACCCGAAACCUUGCUUUGAGCACGGAAGAAGACUCCUCGCUAAAGGUUGCCAUGGCAGCAAAGGACCUCAAGGAUCUCUUGCACAUCUGCACUGUAAUGUGUGAAGGUGUGGAACAGAUGAAGAUGGAAAGAUAUUCUGAGGCCCUUGAAGCUUUUCAAGAGGCUCAAGGCCUCCCAAGUCCCAGAAGUCUCUUGGGACAGAUCCACACCCUCACAGGCCAGAGUUUUGCUAAGCUGGGUCAGCCCCAUUGUGCUCUCCACUUUUACAGGAAGGCUGUGGAGGUAGAUGGUGCUUGCCUUAGUGCACUUUAUCAAAGUGCUCUGGUGUUCAGACAGCUUGGAAAUCCAAAGGCAGAAAUAGAGGCCUUGCAUCUGCUUUACUCAGCAGUUCAACUGCAGUCUGAUAAAAGUUCAUCUAUUGCUUCACUGGUCUCUCCAGCUGUGCUGUUUGGUGGUGCACAGAUGACCUUCAUUAGCAGAGUCCCUUCCCCUUCUCGGAUUCUGCACACUUUGGCUCACACAUGUGUGUUCAAUGGCAGUAUUUCAGAUGGUGUUGAGUACUAUUUAGAUCUGUUGGCGUCACUGCAGUCAGAUGGCAAAGAUCUUAUACUCACAGGAGAUGGCACUUCUUUUCCCAGAAUCCCAGUGGUCUACCUUGAAGCAGGAUUUGCUUUAUUAAAAGCUAAACGUUAUUGUGAUGCUCUUGUGGUAUGUGAGGAGGUCAUCACCAGCACUUUGGACUUCAUCCCUGAGAGACUGCUGCUUGAUGCUGAUGAAAAACUAAAAGGAGCUGAUUCUGAUGUUGUGCUUGAAAAUGUAGAUCUUGUGUUAUGGGCUGGUGCAGCCCAUCUCCUUCAAGCACAAGCCCACUGGAAACUGAAGGACACCAAAGAGGCUAUUACAAAUUUUACAAGAGCGAUUAAUCAACUGGUCAAAGUGUUCAUUAAACAGAAAGACUGGAAACAAAAACAUUUUGGAAACACUGAAGCGAUGAUUGAAAGAAUGGUGACUGUGGAAGCGGCAAAAGGGCAAGCACUAGCUGGUAGAGGGCUCUGCUUUCUGGAAGGAGGUCAGUUAAAGGAAGCCCUGAGAGAUCUUAAUCUCAGUCUCCAGAUGACACCAGGUUGUAAGAAUACUGAGAUGUGGCUGACCGAGGUCUUGUGGAGGCUUGAUCGUAGAGAGGAAGCAUCAGCACACUGGAGAGAAGUCCAUAGUACUGAAGAUGCACCUAAGUCAAUAAAGCUACCGCUAUAUUUGCAGCUGUGGCCAGAUGACACAGCUUUUGACUUAAGUGACUUGAAGAAGAAAAUGGAGGGAUAUAUUCAAGCCAAAUAGACAUGAGAGAUGUCAGAAAGGAUGCUCUCUACUACAUUCAGCUAAACUGCACCAUUUCAAUUUUUUGGUGCAUCUAAACCAGAACUACGUACAGAAAAACCGUUUGUGUUGUCUAAUUUCCUUUUCAGAUGUAACCAUGUAGCAUUCCACUUUUCAGAGCAAAUGACUUGUGAGCUCAAGAGAAUGCAUCCAGACUGGUUUCAGAUUGUUUGUAUAUCUUACAUUUGCACAUUUUUCUGAUUAGCAUUUUGUUUUUGGAAUGGACAUUAAACCAUUUUAUCAAUGAUCUUGACAAAUAAAUAAUAUUCAUAAUGAAAAGGAUUUUAAAGUAUUUUAUUUAACUUUAAACUCGUAUAUAACUUGGUUUUUAUUUCAACCCACAGAGUCACAUAAAGUACUUUAUGACAGUAAUAUUAUAUAUGCAUUCACUACAUUGUUCAGCUUUACAGCUCAUUUAAAUUAUUACACAACAUAUUCUCAAAUACAUAUGUCUGUAUUAUUUAUUGUAUUAUUUUGAGAUUACCUAAUUUGUUGGCAAAUGUGGCGUAUUUGUAGUGUUGUAGUCAAGACCACCUAAACCGAGACCAAGUCAAGAGGAAGACCAGAGUGUGUUGAGACCAAAACAAGACAAGACCCAACCAGCACUCCUGAAAUUCAUCUGAAAGAUCCACAUUUAUUGCCUGAAAUAUAUCUAAUAUUUGAUCAAUGAAUACAAUCUGAAUAAUAAGACACUGUAUAGAGAUGUUUCCAAUUAAAUGAAAUCACUAACAACAAAAUUAAUCUUUGCACUGCAGAGGUGGCACAGAAGCUGCAUCUGAACUAAUACAAUUACAAUUGCAUAAAUAUUGUUGGGAAUUAUUAUAUUUUAAAAUAUAGUUUUGAAUAUAGAAAUAUGAUGGGAAAAU
Messenger RNA from Cyprinus carpio (common carp), 2936 nucleotides. Its product is annotated as FA complementation group G. Gene Ontology annotation, cellular component: Fanconi anaemia nuclear complex. NCBI's taxonomy places the organism in Eukaryota, Metazoa, Chordata, Actinopteri, Cypriniformes, Cyprinidae. The record is from RefSeq and is a predicted model, not a curated record. Gene Ontology annotation, biological process: interstrand cross-link repair. Gene Ontology annotation, molecular function: protein binding.